AUGGUAGCUGGCAUGCUCACUCGAGCUUCGGGCUCUUUAAGUCCCCGAAGCCGAUCCUCGCACACACGCGGCCAGCCACCGCUCAGUCAGUCUUCCCCGGAAGACGCUGAGUCCGUUUCCGCCGGCAGAUCUUCGCGGCGCCUGCGCCGGAGGCGGCCGGAGACCGGAAGUCCGGGGGCGUGGCGAACCGCCCCGACAGCCGGCUCUCGCGCUGAGGCUGGGGGCGCGCGCAAGUGCGCGCUCGUCCCCGCGGCCGGCUGCCGGCGGCAGCAGUGGCAACGGCAGCAGGACCGGCCGCCCUGUAGACCCCCCCGCGCUGCGCGCCUCCGCGGCCGCCUCCUCGCCGAGUCGCUGCUCCGGCCCGACUUCUCCUUUCUCCCCACCUUCCCCGGCACCGCGGGAAAAGCAGUGCAGGGCGCAGCAGGCAAGGGAACGCAGCCGGAGCCGGGGCACGGAAGCCUCCCCGUCAGUUCAAGACCCGACAUGAGGGAAAAGGGCCGGAGGAAGAAGGGCAGGACCUGGGCGGAGGCCGCCAAGACGGUCUUAGAAAAAUAUCCCAAUACACCCAUGAGUCAUAAAGAAAUUCUACAAGUUAUCCAGAGGGAAGGACUAAAAGAAAUCAGGCGAGUUAUUCAAAUAUUACUAGUAAUAAUUGUGUUUGGUUAG
This is a messenger RNA of Psammomys obesus (fat sand rat), 666 nucleotides long. RefSeq lists its product as uncharacterized. Gene Ontology annotation, molecular function: chromatin binding; peroxisome proliferator activated receptor binding. Lineage: Eukaryota; Metazoa; Chordata; Mammalia; Rodentia; Muridae. The transcript has 4 exons. The record is from RefSeq and is a predicted model, not a curated record. Gene Ontology annotation, biological process: animal organ morphogenesis; positive regulation of transcription by RNA polymerase II. Bases 1 to 666 code for a protein of 221 amino acids. Gene Ontology annotation, cellular component: PR-DUB complex.